Molecule: messenger RNA, 4186 nt
Organism: Schistosoma guineensis
Lineage: Eukaryota; Metazoa; Platyhelminthes; Trematoda; Strigeidida; Schistosomatidae
Source: the annotation of a GenBank genome assembly
AUGGUUUUAGAAUUUGGUCUCGGUUUUAUAGAUCGUUUAACUGGUGCAAAAACGACUGCCUAUACACAUUUAGAAGAUUUAGCUGAUAGAUUAAAUCAUUUUAUUAGUUGUGUUAUAAUAUUAAUGUUAUCUGGUGUAACAAUGGCUAAUGUAUAUUUUCUUAGACCAAUUUCAUGUACAUUACCAACAUCACCAGAUAAUAAAUUUAAUGAAUUUGCUGAAUCUGUAUGUUGGGUACGUGGUACAAUAGCAAUACGUGAAAAUGAUCAAAUGCCAUUAACAGAUGAAGAUUGGAAUCAAUUACGUGAUAAAGCUGAUAUGUCCUUCUAUCAAUGGGUUCCAUUCUGUUUAUCAAUACAAGCCAUGUUAUUUUUUAUACCACAUAUUAUAUGGCAAUCAUUAGCAACACAUUUAUUAGGUGAAAAUUUAGAAUCUAUAUUAGAUAUGGCAUAUAAAGCAAAUACAGCAGAUGAUUAUAUAAAACGUCAAAAAUUUGUUGAAUCAGCUGCAUAUCAAUUAUUUCGUUUAAGUUGUCAACAUUAUAAUAAUCAUAAUCAUCCAUUAACAAAAUGGUCAAAAAUUCAACAAAAAUAUUCAAACUACUCAGUAAGUAGUUUAUUUAUUAUUGGUAAACAUAUUGGUAAUUAUAUAUCAAUCAUAUAUAUUAUCAUUAAAUUAUUAUAUUUAAUGAAUUUAAUUGGACAAUUAUAUAUUAUCAAAACAUUAUUAGGUUACCAUGGUAACUUGUAUCAUUUUGGUAAUCAAUUAAUAUUAACUUUAAAAUCAAAACAUGAAUGGAUUGAAAGUGAAUUUUUCCCAAGGCAAACAUAUUGUCCAAUACAAGUACGUCAUCUUGGUACUAAAAAUAAUUUAUUUACAGCGAUUUGUGCAUUACCAGUAAAUAUGUUCAAUGAAAAAAUUUAUAUAUUUUUAUGGUUAUGGAUAUUAUUUGUAACAAUGAUUACAAUUAUUAGUAUCAUUAUAUGGUUAAUACGUUUUAUUAUCAAAAAUUGUCAAACUACUUAUAUACAACAUUAUUUAGUAGUAUCUAUACAAUCACAAUUAUUAGAUAAAUAUUUUAAUCAUUCAUUUGAUUGUGAUGGUUGUAAUAUACAAUUAAAUGAUAAACGUAUACAUCAAUUUAUUAAAAAAUUUAUUAAAAAUGAUGGUUAUUUUUUAAUACAUAUGUUACGUGAUAAUAUUGGUGAUAUAAUCACUGGGGAAAUAUUAAAUCAAUGGUGGCAUAUGUUUAUUGAUUAUCAUAAAGCAUAUAUUAAUAGAGAGAAACAAUUAAAACAGAAUGAAAAUAAUCAUAAAGAGAAACAAUAUGAUUAUAUGAAUAUAACAUUAGAUAAUGAUACAAUAUUAAAUCCUAAUUCAGAUCAAUCCAAUGGCAAUUUUGUUUAAAGCAAUGCAAUGCUCAUAGUUACCAUAGAAACCACAACAACACCAACAACAACAAAUGAAAUGAUGGUAACUUUGUUUAAAUUAGAUACAAUUUUCUAUAUGGAAUACAACUAUGAUUAGGUGAAUAGAUCAUGAUCAACAUUGUUUUUGUUUUUUUCUUUUUUAUGAAUGUCAUCAAAGUUUUGUUAAAUGAAUUAUGUAACCAUGUACAACUGAAAACAAUCAUGUAUUGAUCAUUUUAUGUCAUUUCAUUAAAAAAAAAGAUUUUAUUUCCUUUGAGAAAAUGGUAUUCUCAUAAUAUUUUAAUAGAUCAUUUUCAGUGAUAGAUUAGAUAGUUAUUCAUAAAAUAUAGUUUAGUGUAUUUUGGGACCAUCGAGUAAGUAACGCAGUUGUUAGGAAACGGGUACUAGGUAAGGAUGACAAGUCAAUUGAUAAAGUGAUGAAACUUCAUCAGUUAAGAUGGCUGGGACAUGUGUUACGUAUGCCCAACUACCGACUGCCCCAACAUGUGAUGUUCAAUGGUGUAGAAGUAGGUUGAAAGAAAGCUAGGGGUGGCCAGAUCAAAACAUGGCACAAAUGCAUGAAGUCACUGACAAGUGAACUGAACCAUGUUGGUAGAUGUAGACUACCUGGCUGCGAUUCGCGAGACGAUAGCAACCGAUGGUUAGAGACCCUGAAUGACAUGGCUCAAAAUCGUUUGCAAUGGCGCAGGUGCAUCCACUCUUUGUGUUCUCCCAAAUUCUAAUCUUCUGAAUUCUUCAUGUCCCUUUCUUUUUUCUCUUUCCAAAUUUAUUUCACUGAAUUAUACUCCUUGAAUAACAUCUUUAAACCCUAAUAUUUCCUAUUAUUGCUUAUGUUUUUACUACCUCUACCACUAUGGGAUUUGAAUCGACAACUGCAUCUCUGUGCUAAUGUGAUAUGCCAACUCGAACUGAUGUACGUAAGUACGAAUUUCUACAUUGUUACUGACGGACUGGUAUGAUUGACUUUGAUACUUACGUACACCUGUUACACCUCAUGGAGGAGCAUAAGCCACUCAUCAGCAUUCUCCAUUCAACUCUAUUCUGGGUAAUUGUUUCCAGGUGCUAUUCAUUCUUUUCAUUUCUGUUUUUAAUUAUCAAAGCAGUGCGUUUACUAGUCUUGCACUCUUUUGUUGUUGUUCAGGAUUCCAAGUUAUAGCUUGCUUUGUGAUGCAGCUUGGCGAUUCCCGUGAUUUAUUCUCUAUCCACUUUUAACACCUAUUCCUUAUUUUCUCUUUAAUCUGAAGCUGGUUAGUUCUCUAUCAUACUGGGUUGUUAUCGAUUUUAUCCGCUCAAUGGAUAUUGAGUAUCUUCUGUGGACAAUUGUUUAUAAAUGCUUGUACGUUUUUGAUGAUAGUUGUGGUAGUUCUCAAAUUUUUAGCUCCAUACAGUAGAGCUAACUGUCUUGACGUUCGUAUUGAAAAUUGUAACUUUGAUAUUUGUUGACAGUUGUCUUGAAUUCCAUACGUUCUUCAAUUGUAGGAAUACUGUCUUUGCUUUGCCAAUUCUCGCAUCGAUAUUAUUCUUCGGAAACUCUAGCAGUGCUAUUUAAGACGAGUUAAUAUAUUUGAUCAAGUGAAGUGGAAGAUGAUUGAUAGAUUGCUAAUCUGUACAGAGAGUGGCUGAAACAUUUAUCAUGAACAAGACGUUACCAUCAAUAACGUAAAUACUAGACCACGUUAAUGUGAUCAAGAUGAAUCGGUUGACACUUGGUGCUGGAUGCUGAAUGAUGACCCCUAUCAUUAAAUUUUUUAUUGAUUCACCUUUCCCACCGUCACUCUCUGUGGACACAAGUUGAACCGAUGCACAUCUUUCAUAACUUCUUACCAAGCCUUACAAUUAAAAGAUCGAUAUAUUUAUUCUGAUCGUUUGAAUUAUUGUGGUUGGUAGGAUUAUAGUAUACGUAUACGAAGUUGAGGAUAAAGUUAUUGAUCAUAGUUGUAGCAAGUAUUCAACGUAAAUAAAUGAUAUGCAGCGGCAAACAACUCACCAAAAUUAAUAGUUCUGUAAGUCAUCGAGACUAAUGCUUACCUCACUAGUUUUACUGAUAACAUUCUAGCUGAAGAGGUCUGGUCACGCGUACGCACCAGGUCAUGAGUGGGUACGCCAUGCUAGGCAUCACUAGCAACAGCUAGCCAGCUUAAAUCACAUGCCUCUCGAAAUGCCGAAUAUCUUCUUAAUUCACCUUCAAAAUCAUUCAUUCCUGACUUCUGGUUUGACUGGGUUUGGGAUCUUUCGACCAUAAAUCUGUUACAGAUAAAAAUGAAUUCAAGCCAUGAAUAUUCGUGCUAACUUUAAAUCUAUUCAAGACGUGUAUGUGUGAAGGAUAAUGUAAUAACACAGUGAGUAAACCAUCAUUGAAACUUACGAAUAAUAUUAUGGAGACUAAAGUAGAAUGAAAUGGUAAGUGAACAUAUAAAGACAAUAUUCACAAAUAUUUCCAUAGGAACGUAGACAAAAUUGAUGAUUGUUGGCUAGGGUUAUGGGAAGGAAAAGGACAAAAUAGGGUACUUUUGUAUGUAUAUGAUUGCUCAAAACAUCCUCGUAUUGAUUCCCCAGCUGUGCUAAUAAAGCGGGAAUAUGAAACACUGGAUGAUCCACUGGAACGUCUAAUAUGGUGUUGGUUUCUAGGAUCUCGUUGAUUCUGUAUUUCUUAUCCGCAGAAUGAGACAGUAAUAAACGUUUGGUGGAUUCUUUCAGUCCUUCACCUAGCCACAUUGUAUAGGUUUCAACAACGUGAUUAUGUGGUUGCCAUGUCG